GCCGCCAGAGCCCCGCCCUGGGUAUGGACCGGCCCGGCCACCGUCUCCCGGCCCCGCCCAGCACGGCCAGGCGAAGCGGAGCCGGCGUGCGGGGUGUGUAUGUGUUCGCUGGGCGCCGGCUCAGCCCCAGGAAGAUGGUGGCGGCGGCGGCGGCGGCGGCGGCGACUGAGGCGCUGCUGAGGGGGAGCACGGCGGCGACAGCGGCGCCCGCGGGCAGCAAGGUCGAGCAGCACCGACUCUGCGCCGCGACUGGGGCCUGGAGGCCGGGGCCGCGCGCCGGGUUGUGUCUCCCGUGGGUGCUGUCGCGGGCGCUGCCCUCGCCGCUGCUGCUGCCGCUGCUCUUUUCGCUACUGCUGCUGCCGCUGCCCCGGGAGGCCGAGGCCGCGGCGGUGGCGGCGGCGGUGUCAGGCUCGGCCGCAGCCGAGGCCAAGGAAUGUGACCGGCCGUGUGUCAACGGCGGCCGCUGCAACCCUGGCACUGGCCAGUGCGUCUGCCCCGCGGGCUGGGUGGGCGAGCAAUGCCAGCACUGCGGGGGCCGCUUCAGACUAACUGGAUCUUCUGGAUUUGUAACAGAUGGACCUGGGAAUUAUAAAUAUAAAACAAAGUGCACAUGGCUCAUUGAAGGACAGCCAAAUAGAAUAAUGAGACUUCGUUUCAAUCAUUUUGCUACAGAAUGUAGCUGGGACCAUUUAUAUGUUUAUGAUGGGGAUUCAAUUUACGCACCUCUGAUUGCUGCCUUUAGUGGCCUCAUCGUUCCUGAAAGAGAUGGCAAUGAGACAGCCCCGGAGGUCACUGUCACUUCAGGUUAUGCACUGCUGCAUUUUUUCAGCGAUGCUGCUUAUAAUCUGACUGGAUUUAAUAUCACUUACAAUUUUGACAUGUGUCCGAAUAAUUGCUCAGGCCGAGGAGAGUGUAAGAGCAGUAACAGCAGCAAUACUGUUGAGUGUCAAUGUUCUGAAAACUGGAAGGGGGAAUCGUGUGACAUUCCUCAUUGUACAGACAACUGUGGCUUUCCUCACCGAGGCAUCUGUAAUGCAAGUGACGUCAGAGGGUGCUCCUGCUCCCCCAACUGGCAGGGUCCUGGAUGUUCAGUUCCUGUGCCAGCUAACCAGUCUUUCUGGAUUCGAGAAGACUAUUCUGAUUUAAAGCUCCCCAGAGCCUCUCAUAAAGCUGUGGUCAAUGGGAAUAUAAUGUGGGUUGUUGGCGGAUAUAUGUUCAACCACUCGGAUUACAGCAUGGUUUUAGCGUAUGACCUGGCUUCUAGGGAGUGGCUGCCACUAAACCAUUCUGUGAACAGUGUGAUUGUAAGAUAUGGUCAUUCUUUGGCAUUAUAUAAGGAUAAAAUCUACAUGUAUGGAGGAAAAAUUGAUUCAACAGGGAAUGUGACCAAUGAGUUGAGAGUAUUUCAUAUUCAUAAUGAAUCAUGGGCAUUGUUAACACCCAAAGCGAAGGAGCAGUAUGCAGUAGUUGGACACUCUGCACACAUUGUCACACUGGCAACAGGCCGUGUGGUCAUGUUGGUCAUCUUUGGUCAUUGCCCACUCUAUGGAUAUAUAAGCGUUGUGCAGGAGUAUGACUUAGAAAAGAACACAUGGAGUAUACUACACACUCAGGGUGCUCUUGUACAAGGGGGUUAUGGUCACAGCAGUGUUUAUGAUCACAGGACCAAGGCCCUGUAUGUCCAUGGUGGCUACAAGGCUUUCAGCGCCAAUAAAUACCGGCUUGCAGAUGACCUCUACAGAUAUGAUGUGGAUACCCAGAUGUGGACCAUUCUUAAGGACAGCCGAUUUUUCCGUUACUUGCAUACAGCUGUGAUAGUGAGUGGAACCAUGCUGGUGUUUGGAGGAAACACACACAACGACACAUCCAUGAGCCAUGGCGCCAAAUGCUUCUCCUCAGACUUCAUGGCUUAUGACAUUGCUUGUGACCGAUGGUCAGUGCUUCCCAGACCUGAUCUCCACCAUGAUGUCAACAGAUUUGGCCAUUCAGCAGUCUUACACAACAGUACCAUGUAUGUGUUCGGCGGCUUCAACAGCCUCCUCCUCAGUGACGUCUUAGUCUUUACCUCGGAGCAGUGUGAGGCGCACCACAGUGAGGCAGCUUGUGUAGCAGCAGGACCUGGUAUCCGGUGUCUGUGGGACACAGGGUCAUCUCGAUGUACCUCCUGGGAGUUGGCGACUGAAGAACAAGCAGAAAAGUUAAAAGCAGAAUGUUUUUCCAAAAGAACCCUUGACCAUGACAGAUGUGACCAACACACAGAUUGUUACAGCUGCACAGCAAAUACCAAUGACUGCCACUGGUGCAAUGAUCACUGUGUCCCUGUGAACCACAGCUGCACAGAAGGCCAGAUCUCCAUUUCCAAGUAUGAAAGUUGUCCCAAGGAUAACCCUAUGUACUACUGCAAUAAGAAAACAAGCUGCAGGAGCUGUGCCCUCGACCAGAACUGCCAGUGGGAGCCCCGGAAUCAGGAGUGCAUUGCUCUGCCAGAAAAUAUCUGCGGCAUUGACUGGCAUUUGGUUGGAAACUCAUGUUUGAAAAUCACUACUGCUAAGGAAAAUUAUGACAAUGCUAAGUUGUCCUGUAGGAACCACAAUGCCUUUUUGGCUUCCCUUACAUCCCAGAAGAAGGUGGAAUUUGUCCUUAAGCAUCUUCGGUUAAUGCAGUCAUCUCAGAGCAUGUCCAAGCUCACUCUGACUCCAUGGGUUGGUCUUCGGAAGAUCAAUGUGUCUUACUGGUGCUGGGAGGAUAUGUCUCCAUUUACAAAUAGUUUGCUGCAGUGGAUGCCAUCUGAGCCCAGUGAUGCUGGCUUCUGUGGGAUCUUGUCAGAACCUAGUACUCGGGGAUUGAAGGCUGCAACCUGCAUCAACCCACUCAAUGGCAGUGUUUGUGAAAGGCCUGCAAACCACAGUGCCAAGCAGUGCCGGACACCAUGUGCCUUGCGGACAGCCUGUGGCGAGUGCACUAGCAGCAGCUCCGAGUGCAUGUGGUGCAGCAACAUGAAGCAGUGUGUAGACUCCAAUGCCUAUGUGGCCUCCUUCCCUUUUGGCCAAUGUAUGGAGUGGUAUACAAUGAGCAGCUGCCCACCUGAAAAUUGCUCUGGCUACUGUACCUGCAGCCAUUGCUUGGAGCAACCAGGCUGUGGCUGGUGUACUGAUCCUAGCAAUACUGGGAAAGGGAAAUGUAUCGAGGGCAGCUAUAAAGGACCCGUGAGGAUGCCUUCACAGGCCUCUACUGGAACUGUGUAUCCACAGCCUCUUCUGAACUCCAGCAUGUGUCUAGAGGGCAGCAGAUACAACUGGUCUUUCAUUCACUGUCCAGCUUGCCAGUGCAAUGGACACAGCAAAUGUAUUAAUCAGAGUAUCUGUGAGAAGUGUGAGAACCUGACCACCGGCAAGCACUGUGAGACCUGCAUAUCCGGCUUCUAUGGUGAUCCGACUAAUGGAGGCAGAUGUCAGCGUACCACAGAGGCAUCCAGAGAUGUCUUCUGCUGGAAGCUCAGACAAGACAGAGGAGUGAUGGAACAUUUGAAAGUCUGUGGCGGCCAGGGGAGCCCCCUUCUGAACUACACUUCCAUCAGAGACUGCAACACCUGACUGUACCAGUCUGUGGUGGGAGGGCAACUCACCCUCUGAGAACCCCAGAUCAAGUCUUUGCAAUGGCCUGGGUUUGGUUUUUGUUUGGUUGGUUUUAGACAGGAUCUGGGGGGAGUUGAAGAUAAGCUUGAACUCCUUAUCCUCCUGCCUAUACCUCCAAAUGCCCAGCUUCACACAGUACUUCUCAGAUAGUUUUAAGAUUUGAAUAGUCCCACAUUUUCCCACUCAAGUCUGAAAGCCAUAGGCUACUUUAUUGUUAGAAUGUAAGUUAAUGUCUUUUUAAUCAGUAAGUCACAUUUAUUAAUUCAUUUUUUUAUUUGUUCCAGUCUCCAAUUGAAAAAUAGUAUGAAUCCUAUAGUUGAAAGACCCCUUAAGCUCUAAUUAAGAAAAGAGUUCUCAGGCCAAGAAAAAACUCAGUUGGUAUAGUGUUUGCCUAGCAUGCAGGAAGCCCUGGGUUUGAUCCCAGCACCAAGUGAAAAUGGGUACCGUGAAAAUGCAGCUGUCAUCUAGGGGGAAAAAAAAUGCCUGGGACCCAGCACUCAAGAUCUGUAGGCAGGAGGCUCAGAAGUUUAAGGUUAUCUUUAGCUAUGUGAUGAAUUGAAGUCCAACCCAGGCUACAUGAGACAUUGUCUCAAAGUGGAGAAGCAGGGAGAGACUGCCCGAUAGCAACCUCUGGCCUUUGUGUACACACAGCAUGUUUGCAUGCUCCUGUCAAUGCCCUCCCUCCCCCCGCAAGAAAAGAUAUCUGUAUCUGCUUCUCAGAUCCCACCUCUAGAUUCUUUACUGUGGCCCUUCAGAACUGACCCCGAGCCAGGCAGGGAUGAGAAGGCAGUCUAGCUGAGCAUCUCUAACCUCUCCAGGACAUGGCUGUGCAGAUGAAGGGAGAGCUUGAUAAGGGAUGUUUGAUAACAUCCACAGCACAACAGAAAUGUGAUUAGUACCUGUCUGGUGUCAUUUACCACUACUCUACAGUAAAAUUUCUUGCUGAAGUUACAAAGUAUUCAAUACUAUGCUGUUAAGAAGUGUCUCGGCACAGGUGUGUGGGUUCACGCAAAUCCGUGGAAUGAAGGCUCAGAGGCACCUUAAGAAUGAAUCCAGCCUUUCUUGGCUGCAGGGGAGUCCAGCCUCUAAGGACUGAAGCAUUUUCCCUUCGCCCAGGGUAUUUUUAUUUUCUAUUUACAGUUUAGCCAGUUAAUUUCUGUAUGCUCAAAACAACCUGAAAGAAGCUCCCAAAGAUACAAAGUCAAGUGCAAAUUCUUCAGUUUCUCAGGUACACAGUUUUCUGGGUUUCCUGAACCAAAUUUUGCAUAGACCUUUGAUCUUCGGGAGAUUCUCAGACAAGAUUCACAUAGGGUGAUAAGGGCUAUAAGAGAAACAGAAGGCAUCGUUAAACAAUGAAUGAAUUAGUAUAGGUGCUACUCUGUGGAGCCAGGCCAGAUGCAGCUCAGCAGAAAUGUAGCCACUGUGCCUUAAGAACAAGCAUAUCAAGGAUGGCACAGCUCCUUGUCUUUGAGGGACCUCAAAUCAGUUAAAACUAGGUCUUUGACUUUGAUGUGAAGCACAUAUUGUAGGGCUAGAGAUAUGGAUUAAUUGGUAGAGCCUCGGUCUAGCAUGCAUGUAGCCCAGGGUUCAUUCCCUAGGGCUGCAUAAACUUACCAGGUGUCAUUCCCCUGUAAUCCCAUCCCUUGGGGGGUAGAGACAGAAAGAUCAAAAGCUCAAGACUAUCCUCUACUGAAGUUUGAGGCCUUCCUGGGCUACCUGAGACCCUGCUUUUAUGUGAAGAGAAAGAGAAGCACUUGGAAAGAAAGAUCUAUAGACCACAUAGGCUUCUUAUACAGAGGAUUUUCAUAGCUUUCAAAUCUGUUACCCUCAAAGAGGUACUGAGAAACCUAAACAUGAUCACAGUGGUUUCUGAGAGACACCUGGCAGGAUUCCAGGAGAUACGUAAAGCUUGCAGAUCACAGAGGUGCAAGUGCGUAGGACAUCUCUGAGGCAAAGUUCAGUCUUGUUAGAGAUUCUCAGGUGAUGUCUGGGGAAAGGAUUAAGGCCAUGCCCAUGGUCGUAUAUGCUCAGGCCGUCAGCCUGGGUUAUGGCUGUUUGAACAUACAAUACUCAUCUACAGAAGGCGUAGCAUCUCUGUCAGCAGCCUUCACAGCACGUUAACUGCUGGAAUCCUUGCUUCUCAGUUAGUGAGAGGCCCAGCCAGACUGAGGUGAGGGGCUCCUGGUCCUUCCCCUGUCCCUAUAAUUUUCCCUGGCUUUCCAACUUGCUUCAAACAUACUUAUCAAUCAGGUAAUUGUAAGAACACUAAAUAUUCCUGAAUAAUAAAUGUGUUUAUGACUUUGUGGUGACAGCCACUGAAGACCUAGAUGCCUUUAUCCCUCCAAAUCAAGUAACCUUCCCCGAGUCUCACAGUAAGCGAUAGCCGAGUCGGGAGCCACAUCUAAUAUGUUUUGAUCUUAACAUCUAGCCUGCUUGUGUCUCCAGGUGACCAUCCCCAUGUCCUAAGCUGCCUCUAGAAAAAUCACGUCUUCCUUUGUGGCCUCUGCAGGGUCUUAGUAUGGUUGUCUGGAACUUUGCUGUACUUUCCAGAGUCCUGGUUCAUAAUAGAAGACAGCUUUUUAGAUACUAUGGGAAGACUAUAUAUUGAACCUUGACAUGCCUUCUUUGAAAAACUUAAAAUUUUUUUAAAAAUAGUGCUUUAGCGUUGAUAUAUAUUAAAUGCUUACUGUUUCAGGUGCCAUCCAUACCUCCUUUAGUUCUCACCUUAGUCCUAUGGGAUGGAUAAUGUUACUGUCCACAUCAUUUAGACAAGGAAAUGGGUCUCAGGUUAAGUCUCAUGCUCAGAGCUACGUGGAGGACAGUGGACUCAAAUGUGAGCAGACUGACAAGACAGAUUUCCAUUAAUGCAGUGUACCAAAUCUGUACUCAUAGAGGAAGAGUUGAACACUGCUGUUCCCAACUGCCUCAUGCGUUCUGAUGAUCUCUGUACUAUUCUGUUUGAAAGAUUUCUUUCAGUGAUCUUGUUUUUCUUCACAUGGAUUUUUUUUUAAGUAUACCUUUCUCCAGCCUAAUACUUUUCAUUACUCACAUGAAAACAAGCCUCCCUAACAAAGGAGAAGUCAAAGCUAGGCUAGGAAGUCCUGCAGGAAGUGCUUCCCUUAACUAGGGAACCUCUCCAAUCUGAACCUUCAGGAACUUGAUUCAAAAUGUGGCCGCAAUAGAGCAGAUCCCCUAGAUGAGGCUGAGGGCGGUCAUCUCUACAAGGCAAGGACCCAGCAUAUGACAUACUACAAAUGCUCUUAAAUAUUUAUUGAACAAAACCCGUAAUUCUGAAAGAGUCUGUCACAAAGAGGGAAACAGCGAUUUCUUCAGGUAGCAACAGAACAGAGCCUUGUCUUUCCUCCUGCCUUGACUGUUGACUCCUUUAAUGCCAUCUUUAUAUUAUUAGAAAUAAAUCAUUAGCUGAAAAUUAUUGAAUGUUACUCGUGAUUUCUCUUGCUUUAGUCUUUCUUUCCUAUAAACCCAUUUCAGGCAGAAUUAUUUGUCUUAAUCAAAGUCUGU
Molecule: messenger RNA, 7157 nt
Organism: Peromyscus californicus insignis
Lineage: Eukaryota; Metazoa; Chordata; Mammalia; Rodentia; Cricetidae
Gene: Atrn
Product: attractin
Exons: 20
Coding region: 24-3593 (1189 amino acids)
Cellular component (GO): Golgi apparatus
Molecular function (GO): protein binding
Source: RefSeq, a predicted model, not a curated record